Molecule: messenger RNA, 3921 nt
Organism: Aspergillus ruber CBS 135680
Lineage: Eukaryota; Fungi; Ascomycota; Eurotiomycetes; Eurotiales; Aspergillaceae
Product: putative inositol polyphosphate phosphatase
Exons: 4
Coding region: 1-3921 (1306 amino acids)
Biological process (GO): phosphatidylinositol dephosphorylation
Molecular function (GO): protein binding; phosphatidylinositol-4,5-bisphosphate 5-phosphatase activity
Source: RefSeq, a predicted model, not a curated record
AUGGAGGGAAACAAGGAUAAAGAUAACACCGACAAUGCUCCCCUUAGACCCGUCUCCUCACUCCUCUCGCAUUUCGAAAACCUCUCCCAUACUAGGUCCUCUUCCGCAGUUACUCCCAACACCCGCGACUCGUCUCUCCUAAAGAGCCCCGAACCGCGCGAUGACGAUCUCCGCUCCCAUUUCUCUCGUGCCUCCGUGGACUUGGCCCGUCCGCGCUCGCCUUGGACACCGCAGCCGCAGCAACAGGCGGAUGCGCAGCAGAUACCUGAUCAAUUGUAUAGGCACAGGACAGGGGGUUUUGCUAAUGGGGAGGCAUCGCGUGCCAAUGGCUCUUCCGGGAGACGACAUGGCCGUCCUAUGUCGUUGAGUUUCCAGUCCUCGCCGCAGUUGGCUCCGACGUUGACGGUAGACUCGCCACGGUCUCCGCCGCGGGGACUCGUUGAAUCGCCAGACGAACUGGCCGAGGAUGGGAAUCGGGUUUCGCGCAAUCCGCAGGGCUUGGGCCUGGAUACGGGGGCUUCCCAGGAGUCACUACCCCCGCGGCUGUCUCGCAGCUCUGUCGCCGGAACACCCACUUCGAAUAUUCCAGGCAAUCUAUCUCCCGGGGAGUUGCAUUCGGCGAAAUUUGCGAUGCGGGAUAGUCCGUCGGAUCGCAAGGCCAAGAGCGCCUCCUUGCCGCCGCCCGCCAACCGCGCUGACAAGCCUAAGAUCCCGGUGAAACCUUCCAACCUUGCGUUCCAGGAGUCGAAUACGCUGGCUGCUCCUAGGACGAAACGGGCUUCCUCUGAUCUUCGUGUGUCGCCGUUUAGCACGCCUCCGAGUAGUCCGGAGAAAUCGCCGCCCAAGGCUAUUCCGCCUCGUCCUGUUCGAUCGGAGACGGAAUCUCCUGCUCAGCGAUUGUUUGAAGAAAGGGCAGGUGUACAUUCGCCACUGGCGCAGGAUGCGCGAGAGCCUGGGUUUAAUCGGAGACCGCCCCCGCCCCAGCGGGAACCUUCGCGAGACACGAAACCGUUGACGGUGCAGAUUCCAACUGGCCAGCAGAGACAGGCAGAACCGAUGUCGAGCGUACCGCAGUCCGCGCAGAGAUUGCAGGCGACAAGUGAUAUGCCAGGGGAUCGUCCGGGGCUGCCCCCUCGUGCGUCGGUACAGAGUCGCAGGGUGUCUCCUUCGAGGCAGAUGCCCGCAGAUUUACCGGUGACGUCUCCUCAUCAGCCCCCACCACAACCUCGACGUCCAUCUCCUGGGCGUCAGACUAUGCAGAAUCGGUCACCGUCGAGACAAAUGUCGAAUGCAGAGUACCCGUCUCCUGCACAGCAACAACCCCCACAACCGCUUCUUCCUCGACGCGCAAACCCGUCUCCAUCGCGACAAACGGCUAAUGCCGAUUUCCCUGUAUCGUCUCCUCGACCGCUCGAACCUAUUCCCCAGCAACAACCCCUUACUCCCCAGCAGCCUGCACGCCCAUCUGAACUUCAUCGCCAACCCUCUUAUUCCCGCGAAAACAAACCAUCCUACGAUCGUGGACAACCACCUCCGCCGCCCCAGAACCCACCGCAACCUCGUCCCCGCCCUGAUACGGAAGACGAGGAGGAACAGUAUCCUAGUCAGCCGACUAUCACUCUAACAGACUACCCCGAUGCCUCUAAUGCGAAUCGGAGACCGCCUGCUAUUAAGAUUGGGCCGAACGAGAUUUCUACGAGAUAUGACACGCGCCUCAUGGACGUGUGUGGGAAAUACGUCUGUACGACCGGUUAUCUGACACGAGUCUGGGAUUUGACAAAUGGCGAACAAAUCAUGAGCUUGAGCCAUGGUGAAACCGUCAAGACGCUGUCUAUGGCGUUCAAGCCCGGCGCAGGCCUCGAAGACGAAGGGAGACGGGUAUGGCUGGGUACUAACAGCGGAGAACUACAUGAAGUCGAUAUCGCAACUCGUGCUGUGGUCGCAUCGAGAUCAUACCCAUCGCGUCGUGAGGUGAUCAAGAUUCUGCGACACAAUAAGGAAAUGUGGACGAUGGACGAUGAGGGGAGGUUGCUUAUCUGGCCCGCUGAUGAAUCUGGUGUCCCAAAUCUUCAAUACAGCUACCAUAACCCUUAUGACCGCGUUGCGCGUGGACAAACGUUUUCGAUGGUUGUGGGUGAUGAACUUUGGCUGGCUACUGGUAAAGACAUCCACGUGUACCAACCGUAUGCGCGCGACGAUGCUUCUUUCAAGGUUCUUCGGAAACCACUCGUAUCGCAGAAUGCAGGCGAGGUUACUUCAGGUGCUUACACGACCAAGAACGGCGGACGGGUAUAUCUCGGACAUGCAGAUGGAAAGAUCAGCGUGUACUCUGCCAAAGACUACUCAUGCUUGGCCGUUGUCAACGUGAGUGUUUACAAGAUCAACUGUCUAAGCGUCGUCGGGGAUUAUCUCUGGGCAGGCUACAAGACCGGUAUGAUCUAUGUGUACGACGUCAACUCGAACCCGUGGGCAGUGAAGAAAGACUGGAAGGCACAUGAUAGUCCAGUCUCCAACUUCAUUCUUGAUACGAGUAGCGUGUGGACGAUGAACCGGCUGCAAGUUACGUCACUGGGCACGGAUAAUUGUAUUCGGCUUUGGGAUGGAACGUUGGAGAGUGAUUGGUUGGAAUCUCGAAUGCAAAGCAGGGAUGUCGAAUUCUGCAAGUUCCGUGAGAUACGUGCCGUGGUUAUGACGUGGAAUGCUGGUGCUUCGACACCGGGUAGCGUGCGCAUGUCCACGUUCAUUCAGGAUGCGAUUCAUCCCGAGGAUCCGCCGGGGAUCCUGGUGUUUGGAUUCCAGGAACUUGUUGAUCUUGAAGAUAAGAAGAUCACUGCCAAGAGCCUUCUCAAAAGCAGCAAAAAGAAAGAAAAGAAGGAAGCUGGCGAGAAAGAGCAUAUGAGUCGUCAAUACCGGGUGUGGGCUGAGCAUUUGACACGGUGCGUUAAUGACUGCAUGCCGCUUGACGAGUCGUAUGUCCUGCUGCACACGGCGAACAUGGUCGGUCUUUUCACCUGCGUCUUCGUCCGACACAAAGAACGUGAGCGAAUCAAGAAUGUCCGCGCCGCAGAGGUAAAGCGUGGUAUGGGUGGCUUGCACGGCAACAAAGGCGCCCUGAUCCUCCGCUUCAUCCUCGACGACAGCUCCCUCUGCUUCGUGAACUGCCACUUAGCAGCCGGCCAAACGCAAACAGCCCAGCGCAACAACGAUGUGGCCGCCAUCUUAGAGGCAGAAUGCCUCGCCAGCGAAACCAGCCUCACAGCCCGCGCAGACCACUUCGUCAGCGGCGGCGACGGCUCCAUGAUCAUGGACCACGAAGUCUGCAUCCUGAACGGCGACCUCAACUACCGCAUCGACUCUAUCCCCCGCAACGUGAUUAUCGACGCCGUCCGCCAAAAUAACCUCCCCAAACUCCUCGACCGUGACCAACUCCUCGCCUCGCGCCGCAAGAACCCUGGUUUCCGACUGCGUUCUUUCAACGAGGCACCGAUUACUUUUGCCCCGACGUACAAGUAUGACGUUGGUACUGAUGAUUACGAUUCUAGUGAGAAGAAGCGGUCUCCUGCGUGGUGUGAUCGCGUGCUUUAUCGGGGGUUGGGGAGGAUAAAGCAGUUGGAUUAUCGAAGGCAUGAAGUCCGCGCUUCGGAUCACCGGCCUGUUAGUGCGUUUUUCAAACUACGCAUAAAGACUGUGUUACCGAGUGAGCGCGCUGCCACGUGGGAGUCUUGCCAGGCGGAAUUCCAGAAGGAAAGGAAGAGGUUGAUGUCGGAGGCUAGGUAUGCCCUUCCCUUCCCCCUCCCCUCAACCCUCUAUUACCUAAGUCUAUCGACAUUUUCUAAUAUAUGGUACAGUAUUGAAUACCUCAUUAGCGUUCUCGGCACGGAACCCAAACAAGCGCGCGCAUUGAUUCUCGGUGGCGCAUGA